Asterias rubens (European starfish) is the source of this 4070-nucleotide messenger RNA. RefSeq names its product phosphatidylinositol 4-phosphate 5-kinase type-1 alpha-like. The coding region runs from base 15 to 2012 and encodes 665 amino acids. Gene Ontology annotation, biological process: phosphatidylinositol metabolic process. The transcript is spliced from 12 exons. Gene Ontology annotation, molecular function: phosphatidylinositol kinase activity. NCBI's taxonomy places the organism in Eukaryota, Metazoa, Echinodermata, Asteroidea, Forcipulatida, Asteriidae. The record is from RefSeq and is a predicted model, not a curated record.
GUUCUUCGGCUUUGAUGGCCGCAAUUCAACUUGGUAUUGGUCAUUCAGUGGGAAGUUUAUCAGCCAAACCAGAGAGAGACGUCCUUUUACAAGACUUCGCCGUCGUCGAGAGUAUAUUUUUCCCAAGUGAGGGGAGUAACAUUACACCAGCACACAGUUAUCCAGACUUUAGAUUCAAGACAUAUGCACCAAUUGCCUUCCGAUAUUUCAGAGAACUGUUUGGAAUUCAACCGGAUGACUUCUUGAUAUCUCUGGUAGAUCAGGCUUUACGAGAGUUGUCUAAUCCUGGAGCUAGUGGAAGUGUCUUCUAUCUUACUGAUGAUGAUGAGUUUAUCAUUAAGACUGUACAACAUAAGGAAGCAGACUUUCUUCAGAAGCUGCUACCCGGUUAUUACAUGAAUCUGAACCAAAACCCGCGAACGUUACUACCCAAGUUCUAUGGAUUGUACACCUACCAGAGCGGAGGUCGUAAUAUUCGUCUGGUUGUUAUGAACAACUUGAUGCCAUCAGACAUUACAAUGCACCAGAAGUUUGACCUGAAGGGGUCAACAUACAAGAGGAAGGCUUCAAAAGCUGAGAGGCAGAAGAAAUCUCCAACAUUGAAAGAUUUAGAUUUUAUGGAAGUGCAUCCGGAGGGUUUAAUGUUAGACACUGCGACUUACAAUGCUCUGGUGAAGACACUACAGCGUGACUGUAGGGUCUUGGAAAGUUUUAAGAUUAUGGAUUACAGUUUACUGGUGUCAAUGCACAAUGUUGACCAAGCAGAGACUGAAAAGCGCAAUGAAAACAACAGUACAGACGGCAACACAGAAUCCAGAACAGCUGAUAUUCAGCAACCUCAACAGACCUCUGAGAUUAUUAAACGUCCAACGAUGCUCCGAAGUCUCUCAGAUUCAGGUUCGGCUGAAGAGCAUCAUGGAGAUAAACCACCUCACAGAUUAGAAAGAUCCAAGUCUUAUCUUAAUAAAUCCAAACGGCCUGCUUUCUCGACAACGAGAGAGGCGAUUCAAGGGCAUACGAAGGAAACAUGGGUGCCAGAAGAUGAAGAGGAACCGAAUGGUGGUAUUCCAGGCAAGAAUUUCAAAGGAGAACGUAUCGAACUGUUUAUAGGAAUUAUUGAUAUAUUGCAAUGCUUCAAAUUGAAAAAGAAAUUAGAACACACGUGGAAGAAAAUGGUGCAUGAUGGAGACACAGUUUCUGUUCACCGACCGAGCUUCUACGCCUCGCGCUUUCAAGAAUUUAUGUCCAAAACUGUCUUCAGGAAGAUGCCACCUUCCAAACAUUCUCCCUCUAAACGAAGAGGUUUUAAUUAUACUCCAUCAGUAGGGGGUAGUAGACCGAGAGCGCGCACCGUCCCAGCAGAACUGGCUGAUAAUCAGCAAGCUAAUCGGACACACGGGGGCAGUAUGACAGCAACGCUAGAAGCUGGCGGGUCAUUACCACAAGGCAGCCAAGGUGGUGCAAAGCCCAAGUUCGGUAGACCCGAUCUCGUUCCAAGUACUCCACCAAAUUAUGGUGAGGCCCUAGAAAUGGAGAGUGCACACCGGAAAACCGGCAACAGCAAGCGUCAAGAAGCCAUCGUUAAAUUUGAGAGUCCAACUCACAGCUCAUCUGACGGGGGUGUUGUAGAAAUUGAAGAUAUUACGAUAAGAACGGAGACGAUAGAAGAUCCUUUUGCUACGGAAGAACUUAAGCAGAAACUAAGGGAGAUGGAUGUAAAGUUUGACUACAACCAGAGGCCCACACUGACCACCAUGUUCCCAACGACCCCAACCACAACCCCAACAACAUCCCCUACAAUGACUCCUCCCUCCCUAUCCACCCCUCGUACCUACAGCGGUAGCAGUACCAUCGACACCCAGAGUGAAUCAUCACCUCGUAAGACGGCAGAUCUAUCGGAAGGAUCCCUCGAGGGGCUUCAAGAAUUAUCCAGCCCAGUCAGGGAAGGAGCUGUUGCCAUGACGAUACUCCAUAGUGAUAAAGAGGCAGAAAAUGUUGGGGCAUCGUCGUGAUGGUAAAAAAGGGGUGGAGCCGUCAUCCUGAGAAGAGCCAAUCAGCUUUCACAAUGACUGAUUGACAGCAAGUGGCAGCCAAUCAGAGUGCAUGAAUGGUAAAUCCCUUAACCAAUCAGGAGUUUGGAAUUACUAGGGGGCAUAAGUGAUCAUGUUGCCCAAUUUUAAAAAGACUGAAACAUUUUGGGGCAGGCAAGAUACUACACUGUUGAUAUACAUACAUGUACACACAAUUUUAGAUUUUGUAUUGUAACUCAAUAUAAAAUAACGUCUGAAACAGUGAAGAAAACAGUGUGCUAAUAUCCACUGUAGAAUUUUAGAAGUUUUUGUUGUGCCUGCAGGAAAUCUGACUAUGACUCUGUUGUAAAAAAUCUUGUUUCUCAAAUAACAUGGUCUGUGAAAUUAGCAGGAACAUUUCUGAACAUUCAAAUACUAAUUCCAAUCUCAAUUUGAUCAUCCAGGUUUUGUCUUGGAAAUCAUUUACCAAUUCCAAGCUCAAUUUGAUCAUGCAGAUAGUUAACAUUACAAGUCAUGGUUUUCUUUAGAUAUGUAGUCUUUUCAUUCCUCCCCAGAAAUAAGAAAUCUAUGGAGCAUUGGAAGUGCCAUCUGACAUGUUGAAAUCCUGAGAUAAUUUCCUUGAAGAUGGUAACAUCAAAAACGAAAGAUGACAACAUCCUGAGAUGGUAUAUCUCAAGAUGACAACAUCCUAAAGUAAGAUGACAUCUUCCCGAUAUAUUUUAUAUAAGGAUGUUGACAUCAUGAAGUAAAUGAUUACUUUCCAAUAUUAUUAUCUCAGGAUGUUGUCUUCCUGAGCGUAAGACAUCUACUUCCCGAGAUAAUCCAUUAUGGGAUUGUAACAAUUAUCCUGAAAAUGUCAAGAACCCAAGAUAAAUUAUCUUUGGGAAGAAAACAUUCUCAAGACAUCAUCCCAAGAUCAAUUUACUGCAGUUAGAUGAUGACAUCCUGAGAAAAUUGAUCUCAAUUCUCAAGACGUCAUCAAGAUGUCAUCAUCCCAAGAUCAAUUUUCUCAGGAUGUCUUCAUUUUACUGCAGUAAAUUAUCCCACAAUUUCAAAAAGUUGGAUGGCACUUACAAAGCUCCGAGAUAUCAGUAUGUUAGAGAAGAAAGACUUGUUGGACACAACUCUUUGACCAAAUGUUUAAAGAGAAUACAAUCCAGAAUGUCAAAUAUAUGGUUUUGUUAGAACUUCAUGAGUUGAAUUAAGUACUUUACAAAUCUCCACAAAUCAGUUAACAUUGCGCACAAAUCUGAAAAAUGUUUUACAUCUCUGUUAUCUUGCUGUGUGAUAUUAAAUUGUAAAUCUGUUCCAAAUAAUUUUUGGGAAAAGUAAAGAAAAUUUGUAAUACAUUUUUGAAAAACAGAUGAAAAAGCUAGCAUGAGUUCAAAAUACUCUGUUAGUUAGGGGGUGGCCGUUUUUUCAGACGGUUCCCAGUUAAUACUUAAAUGUUUUUGUUUGAUCUCAAAUUGGGAAUAAAUAAGUUAUGAUAAGCAUGUCCAAAUUAGGAUGAAUCGAUUGCUGACAAAUCUGAUACUAAAUCUGAUAAAAUUACACAAAUAUUGUUUACCUGUUUACCGGUUUAACUACUGACUGUUUUAAAUGUUGACUGGUUUAACUGCGGACUGGUUUAACAGUUGACUGGUUUAACUGUUGUCUGGUUAAACUGUUGACUGGUUUAUCAGUUGAUCGAUUUAACUACUUACUGGUUUAAGUGUUGACUGGUUUGACUGUUGACUGGUUAAACAGUUGACUGGUUUAACAGUUGACUGGUUUAACAGUUGACUGGUUUAAUAUUUGACCGGUUUAACUGUUGGCUGGUUUAAUUGAUGACAGGUUAUUGAGCCUGUGAGUUUUAGUUUGCUAUAUUAGCAACUGUAUUAUUUAUAUUUCACAGUUAAUCUUUUGAAACUGUUAUGAUUGAUAGAACUUUAAAAACCAUUACAUCAAGAUGAUAAAUUUAUACAUUAAAUUUAUAUUAUUAUCGUUAAAGCCAUUGGACCCUUUCGGUACAGAAAAAAAAAAGGUAACAGAUUUACAAAU